AUGGACGCCAAGACAGAAGCCGAUGACAGAAAGCUGUCAGAGCUUCAGACUGCUCCAUUCAUCACCAUCUCUUGCGGCCAGAGAGUGUGUCUCAUUGCGAAGCCGGCGACCUACGGCGACCUCAACAAGGCGAUCCACGACCUCUUCUUCCUUCCCUCUGGCACAAAGUUCAGAAUCUACCACACUCCGCGUUGGAUGACCAGCGAGGUAGAGAUUGGUGCCGAUGCGCUCGCCUUAAUCGCCAACCAAGACUCUCUUCGCAUUGCCCUCAUGGGAACGGUCGUUGUCGAAGUCCAAAUCACCACCUACGGUGUGCAGAAUUACAACUACAUUAUCGAUAGUUGGAGCCCUCUGGCCAAGCUGCUGGACUUGGUGAAGAACACCACUCAGCUUGGACUGCAAAACGAUAGAAUUGCCCUCUGGUACGAUGGAAUUCGCAUCGGCGACUUCGAUACCCCGGAGACCCUCAAGAUGGCCGGAGGUGGCAGCAAGAUCGAGGUUCGCAAGGAGAACGGAUACGGCAGAAUCGCCUGA
This is a messenger RNA of Colletotrichum karsti, 534 nucleotides long. RefSeq lists its product as uncharacterized. Bases 1 to 534 code for a protein of 177 amino acids. NCBI's taxonomy places the organism in Eukaryota, Fungi, Ascomycota, Sordariomycetes, Glomerellales, Glomerellaceae. The transcript is spliced from 2 exons. The record is from RefSeq and is a predicted model, not a curated record.